Messenger RNA from Cavenderia fasciculata, 4140 nucleotides. RefSeq names its product Niemann-Pick C type protein. NCBI's taxonomy places the organism in Eukaryota, Evosea, Eumycetozoa, Acytosteliales, Cavenderiaceae. The transcript has 4 exons. Gene Ontology annotation, molecular function: lipid carrier activity. The record is from RefSeq and is a predicted model, not a curated record. Gene Ontology annotation, cellular component: membrane. Bases 1 to 4140 code for a protein of 1379 amino acids.
AUGAAAAUACAACCUCUAUUUGUGGUAGUAUUAGGAAUCAUCACCUAUAUGAUGAUAGUGGUACAUGGAGGCAAACCACUGCCAACACCCUCUGAUAUACACGUUGACAUGACACUGUCUGCUACAUCAUCUGUUCUAUCAUACAACACAACGACAGGAUGUUCAAUGGCCGGUGUCGUCCUUCAAGGUGCUUUCAACUCGAAUUUCAGUAUUACAACUGCCAAAACUUUCCAACCUUCUCCAGUAGCAGGAGGUAUGCCAACAGGAGUUUGUCCAUCACAUCUUGAAUACAAUGAAAACAGUUGUUGUGAUCAAGAACAAUUUGGUAUUUUGAGUGCACAAAUGCAAACUGCCAAUACUAUUUUUGGAAGAUGUCCAGCCUGUAUGAACAAUCUUUGGGAUUUGUGGUGUGCUAGUGGAUGUUCACCCUACCAAUCACAAUUUAUGAUUGUUGACAAGACAGCCCCCUACAUGUACAACCAUGUCAACUAUACCAAGGUAGCAUUUGCCACCUACAUUCUCGACCCAGUCUAUGCCGAAGGUAUCUACAACUCGUGUCGUGAUGUCAUUGCCAAUGGCAACGUGCCAUUUGCCGCACAGUAUCCAUCGUACCAAACCUUUUUCAAUGACUUUUUCGGAGGCAAUAACCCACAAUUUGGCAUCAACUUUAUAUUCGAUCCCGUCAAUGGCUACAGUUCCAACGUUGCCGUUCAAAAUUGUUCCGAGAGUUGUUCUUGUACCAGUUGUCGUGACCUCUGUUCAUUCCCUGGUGAAUAUGGUGAUUUUAGAAUGAUCAAUGAAUCAAUCAUUCCAAAUACUUAUUUAUUUGAUAAACAAGUACCAAUAUUAUCAGUUUGGUUAUUAUUUGGAUAUUAUUUAUUCUUGUUGACAUUAUUCACAACGAUUUCGAUUUGGUUGAUCAGAAAGAUAUUACAGAGAAAGAGACGGUAUGUGGCUAUUGGAUUGGUGUUGAUUGUUUUCAUUUACAUUUCGGCUAUUUUCUUGCCCGUCAUUUCUGGCAUCGUGCCUACGUCAUCGGAUACUUGUAAUUAUCAAAUGCCACAUGGCCAAGAUUGGGCAUGUGCAUUGGUCAUUACAUCAUUCUCGUAUUCGUUGGCCGUACUUGGUUUGAUGGCCUUGUCAUCGACCGUGCUCUACUUGAAAUACCGCUCCGAGCAACAACGCAUCCACUACCAAAACCAACUCAACAAUCAGAUCCCUUCCAAUGGGUCGAUCUACUCGUCACGUCUCGGCGACAAAAAGGGUGGAUACCCCAGCCCAUUGUUGACGUCGCAAGAGUCGCGUUUCAAGGAUAUUGGCAUGGACGACCCAUCACUUGUGCAAAAGGCAUUCUUUUUGCUCGGUCGUCUCGUGUCUAGAUACCCGCUCGUCACCAUUGCAGCCUGUCUGGUGUUUACCGGUGUCUGCUCGAUUGGUAUCCGCUUUCUUGUCAUCGAAGAGGAUCCCGUCAAACUGUGGGUCAGUCCCACCAGCAGAUCAGCCGUUGAAAAGGAGUACUUUGACAGCAACUUUGGUGCAUUCUAUCGUAUUGAACAACUCAUCCUUACACCGGUCGACCCCAACGUCACGAUUGUCGGUAACAACCAGACCCUGAUUGCCGAGCUUGCGCGACUCGAGAUCCAACUCAUGAACCUGUCGGCAGUCUAUGAAAACGAGACAUUAGUGUUGAGCGACCUCUGCUUCCAACCCACUCACAGAGGUUGUCUCGUCGAGUCAAUCACUGGUAUCUGGCAGCGUAACCUCGCGUUGAUUGGACAGUCUUCGUCCGCCUUCCAGACACAGCUCAAGGGCUGUCUUGGCAACCCGCUCAACACCAACUGUAUGGACGCUGUAGGUACGCCCGUCAACCCGUCGGUCGUGCUUGGUGGAUGGUCUGGUUUGCCUGCCGACGCAGUCAACGCAUCUGCCUUUGUCACAACCUUCCUCCUCAAGAACCCACCCGAGUUGCUCAACCAGGCCAUGGCAUGGGAGCAGGUCUGGCUCGACACGGUCCAAGCAUACAACCGCAACAGCAGCCGUCUUCUCAACGCUGCCUACUCGGCCGAGCGUUCCGUCCAAGACGAACUUUCCCGUGAGAGUGCUGCCGAUAUUUCAACCAUCGUCAUCUCUUACUCUGUCAUGUUUGUCUAUGUCUCUAUGGCACUUGGCCGUUUCUACCCACGUCCACAACGUUUCCUAUCUUAUAUUAUCAACUCUAGAUUCUCUUUGGGUCUCUCUGGUAUCUUGGUAGUCGCAUCGUCUAUCUGUAUCGCGGUUGGUCUCUGUUCAUUUGGCGGUAUCAAGGCAACACUCAUCAUUUCCGAGGUCAUCCCAUUCCUCGUGUUGGCAAUUGGUGUCGACAAUAUCUUUAUCCUCGUCAACACGUUUGAGAAUCUCUAUGUCACUGCCUACGACAGCAAUACCCGGUCGUCUGCCAAACCACCCAUUGAAUUGACCCUCGCCCGUGCCAUGGCCCGUGUCGGUCCCUCCAUGGCCCUCGCCUCUCUCUCUGAAUCACUCGCCUUCCUCCUUGGAACCAUCACCAAGAUGCCUGCCGUCGUCGCAUUCUCUGCCUACGCGUCCGUCGCCAUUUUAUUCGACUUUUUGCUCCAAAUCACAGCCUUUGCCGCAUUGCUCGUGCUCGAUACCAAGAGAUCAGAGUCUCGUCGUAUCGACUGUAUCCCAUGUGUGUCGUUGGAUGAUGGAGACAAUUCCGACGACGACGAACCCGAAGUCAACGAGGAAAAGAUGCCAUUGGCCGCACACGAAGACUACAUGUCGACCAACUCAUCCUACAACCCCGUCUACAAGAAAAAGGAUAGUCUUUUAAAGGUCGCCUUUAAAAAGUAUUAUGCUCCCUUUGUCAUGCACCCCAUUGUCAAGAUUGUCGCCGUCGUCGUCUUUUUGGGCGCCUUCCUCUUGGCCAUCACCCUAUCAUUUGACCUCCAACUUGGACUUGACCAACGUGUCGCUCUGCCAGGUGACAGCUACCUCCAAGCCUACUUCAGCGAGAUGGACGAGUAUUUAGAGGUCGGACCACCAUUCUAUAUCGUCAUUAAGGGUGCCUACAACUACACAGACUUUAACUCACAGAACCUACUCUGUACCAUCCAAAAUUGUACCGACACGUCUGUUGUCAACGUCUACAACAACGCACCGUUUGUGCAUCCAGGUGUCAGCUCGUGGCUCGACGAUUACAUGUCGUGGGCUGCCAACCCAUCGUGCUGCGGUGUCAUGCCAGACGGGUCUUCGUGUAUCCCCGGUGAGUCGACCAACUGCACCGGCUGCUUUACACUCACCAACGAGGACCGUCCCAACCCACAACAAUUUGUAAAGUUCCUCCCCACCUUUUUCAACUUUUCAGUCACUCCCGGUGGUUUGUGUCCUGUCACUGGUCUCGCCUAUGCAUCCGAUCUCAAUAUCCAAAACGGUUCAACCAUCAUUGCAUCACGUUUCGAUGGCUACCAUUCCACACUCCGCACACAAAACGAUUUUAUCAAUGCCCUCAAGGCUGCCUAUUAUUUGGCCGAUCAUUUUAGCGAUGAAUUCUCCAUCUUUGUCUACUCUGUCUUUUAUGUCUACUUUGAGCAGUAUCUUACCAUUCAGAGUAUCGCUGUCAUGGCUAUUGGUCUCGCUCUUGCCGGUGUCCUAGUCGUCUGUCUCAUUCUCCUUGCCAACCCCGUCAUCUCACUCCUUGUCGUGCUCUGCGUCGCCAUGGUGUCGGUCGAUCUUCUCGGUGUCAUGUAUCUCUGGAAUGUCAACCUCAAUGCCGUCUCGGUCGUCAAUGUCGUCAUGGCCAUUGGUAUCUCUAUUGAAUUCUGUGUCCACGUUGCUCACGCCUUUAUCCGUGCCCCCGACACCAUGGACAAGUCUGAAAAGGCCAAAUACGCCCUCACCGAAGUUGGUAGUUCCAUCGUCAGUGGUAUUUUCAUCACUAAAUUAUUAGGUGUUGUAGUUUUAGGUUUUUCAAAUUCUGAAAUCUUUAGAGUAUAUUAUUUCCGUAUGUAUAUUUCGAUUGUUAUACUCGGUGCAUUACAUGGAUUAGUUUUAUUGCCAGUUUUACUUAGUUUCUUUGGAUCUGAUAAAUUCAACUUUUCAAAAUGGUGUAAAAAGAAUAAUCAAGAUUCAUUGGAUGAUUAA